AUGGUCCGAGAGAUUUCGUUGUAUUCAUCGGGUAACUUCGGUGUGUUGAUGGGAUGGGCAAGUGCUGAGGGUUUCGGAAAUCGCCAGAAGUUUCCUGAGUUGAAAAAGAUCAAUCUCUUUGUACGCCAAGGCCCGGAGGGACGCGAGCGAUUGUUAGAAUACAUCCGUCAGUUCAAAGAACAGCUUGGAAAAGUAGUAAGCGAUAAUAAAGCCUUUAGCGUAGGAAAGAACUACCAAAAGCUUGAUGACUAUAUCAAACGCUUUUCUCAGGAGCUGAGACGCUGGUACAAUGCCACGUCUCCAGACCACAAUAUCCAAUUAUCCCUGAUGAAUCUCACGACUGUUCUCGAUGAAACUGCUCUCACCCUAUCCGAAAAUUGCACACAAUUUAUUUGCAAUAGGGAAGCCUCUAAAUCAGAAGGCAUCGAAGUCUUGGAUAUUCUGGACCAGCAUGAUUUCAAGUAUGCCACGGGCUUCGCCACUGUUGGCGGAAGAUCAAAUGAUGAGCAUCCUUGGAUCCAGGUCAUGAAGGAUUUCAGUCAAUCUCUUCGCAAUUUUCCCAGUAGAAGCAAUCCUGCGCCAGUAAAAAUUGCGAUAAUCGACGACGGCAUCGACACCAGCCAGGUACAUAUAAGAUCGCAAAUUGCCCUUGGCAAGUCGUUCUUUCCUUACCCUAAUUCAUCCGAGUUUAUGAACUCCUAUUUUGUGCCUUCUGGUCAGCAUGGUACACAAAUGGCUGUGUUAAUUGAUAAAAUAUGUCCGAAUGCACUUCUUUUCAUCGCCAGGCUAGAAGAGCGCCCGGCAACAGAUGGCAACGGACGACGGAUUGCUGCCAAAUCUGCAGCAGAUGCUAUCAAAUGGGCAGUCAAAUGCGAGGUGGACAUUAUCUCGAUGAGUUGGACGAUCGAGGAGAGCGGGACUGACAAAAAGGUUUUGGAGGAUCUGAAAACACAGCUGGAUUCGGCAAAUGAAAAAGGCAUACUCAUGUUCUGCGCAAGCAGUGAUCAGGGAGAAAGUCGACAUGAUCAGUCUUACCCGGGGAAGUUCCCGGGCAUUUGUUUCCGGAUCGGCGGUGCAUCGCCGCUCGGUGACAAGCUCCCCUGGGUCAACACCGAAAGCAUCGAUUUUCUUUGCCCUGGAGCUGCGAUUCCCUUCCACGGCCCAGACGGUCUAACUUAUGAGUCGGGAAGCUCACUCGCAACGGCCUGUGCAUCGGACUCUCCAGGGGGGUUCUAUAAGGAACUGUUCAAGGAAUUGGAUAAACGGCAACUCCCACGACAAAAGCAGCCCUUUCCGUUGUUAUGCUGGGAUGACUACAUGGAAAAUGCCUUAUCGGCCCUGAUAAAUAAACUCAAUGUUUGUGCCCCCUCCUUUUGCCCUUCCUUUUGCCCCUCCUCUCCAAUCGAUGUUCAUUCAAUUAUCACUGACUAUGAGCUUCUUUAG
Messenger RNA from Penicillium macrosclerotiorum, 1443 nucleotides. RefSeq names its product S8 family peptidase. The record is from RefSeq and is a predicted model, not a curated record. NCBI's taxonomy places the organism in Eukaryota, Fungi, Ascomycota, Eurotiomycetes, Eurotiales, Aspergillaceae. Gene Ontology annotation, biological process: proteolysis. The transcript is spliced from 6 exons. Gene Ontology annotation, molecular function: serine-type endopeptidase activity. Bases 1 to 1443 code for a protein of 480 amino acids.